This is a messenger RNA of Pararge aegeria (speckled wood butterfly), 1545 nucleotides long. It is a transcript of the gene Cds, whose product is annotated as phosphatidate cytidylyltransferase, photoreceptor-specific. Gene Ontology annotation, molecular function: phosphatidate cytidylyltransferase activity. The transcript is spliced from 10 exons. The coding region runs from base 1 to 1344 and encodes 447 amino acids. Gene Ontology annotation, cellular component: endoplasmic reticulum membrane. The record is from RefSeq and is a predicted model, not a curated record. NCBI's taxonomy places the organism in Eukaryota, Metazoa, Arthropoda, Insecta, Lepidoptera, Nymphalidae.
AUGAGUGAAAUACGGCACCGGCGUGGUGAUGGAGAUGGGAAUGAUAAAGCCGAGAAUGCAGGCGAAUCGGAUCAUGUGGAUUCCGAGGAGGAAAAAGUCUUAGAAGAGAAAUAUGUGGACGAACUAGCUAAGUCGCUACCUCAAGGUACCGAUAAGACACCCGAGUUACUCGAUUCAGCGCUCUCUGGAUUGUCUUCGAGAUGGAGAAAUUGGGUGAUACGAGGCAUCUUCACAUGGCUGAUGAUCGGGGGCUUCUGCUUACUCAUCUAUGGUGGUCCCUUGGCCCUAAUGAUAACCGUACUCUGCGUACAAGUUAAAUGCUUCGAGGAGAUCAUCAACAUUGGCUAUGCAGUGUACAGGGUACACGGUUUGCCCUGGUUCAGAUCCCUCUCAUGGUACUUCCUGUUGACUUCCAACUACUUCUUCUAUGGAGAGAACCUGAUUGACUACUUUGGAGUGGUGAUAAAUAGGACUGACUACCUCAAGUUCUUGGUCACCUACCACCGGUUCAUAUCGUUCAGCCUUUACUGCGUUGGAUUCGUGUGGUUCGUGCUCUCACUCGUGAAGCGUUACUACAUGCGUCAGUUCAGUCUCUUCGCUUGGACCCACGUGGCUCUCCUCAUCGUCGUCACCCAGAGCUAUCUCAUCAUACAGAACAUCUUUGAAGGUCUCAUCUGGUUCAUUGUGCCCGUGUCGAUGAUCAUCUGCAAUGACGUCAUGGCUUACGUGUUCGGUUUCUUCUUCGGCAAGACUCCGUUGAUCAAGCUCAGCCCGAAGAAGACUUGGGAAGGAUUCAUCGGCGGUGGUGUGUCGACUGUCGCUUUUGGUCUUUUGAUCUCCUACAUGAUGUCCCAGUAUCCUUACUUAGUGUGUCCCAUCGAGUACUCCGAGUCCCUGGGACGCAUGACCAUGGACUGCGAGCCAUCUACACUCUUCCGCUUGCAGGAUUAUACGCCGCCGCAGUUUGUGCAACCCCUCAUGAAAGUGUUCGGCCGUGAGAAGUUCAACAUGUACCCGUUCAUGAUCCACUCGCUUGCUCUCAGCAUCUUCAGCUCCGUCAUCGGUCCGUUUGGUGGUUUCUUUGCUUCUGGCUUCAAACGAGCUUUCAAGAUCAAGGACUUUGGCGAUGUGAUUCCCGGGCACGGCGGUAUCAUGGACCGCUUCGACUGUCAGUUCCUCAUGGCGACGUUCGUCAACGUGUACAUCACCAGCUUCAUCCGCACCGCUACACCGCAGAAGCUCUUGCAACAGGUAUAUAACUUGAAGCCCGAACAACAGCUGCAGUUAUUCUACGCGUUGAAGGAGUCGCUGGAAAAUAGAAACAUCCUAAAUAUGAUACCGUAGAUAAAUUUAUAGAAAAAUGCAGGUACAUUUAUUUUAUUGCAUUGACGUUAACCGAAAUUGUUAGUGUAGUUUCACACUAGACGAGAUGUUGCCGAUUUUAUUCAAUUCCGUUUCUUCGUGCCCGGUUUAAUUUGACUAAGACUAGUGAACCAAUUUUAAUUUUAGCUGUGUUCGAAAUUUAAAUGCAUUUCUUUUUAUAUA